Molecule: messenger RNA, 643 nt
Organism: Drosophila melanogaster (fruit fly)
Lineage: Eukaryota; Metazoa; Arthropoda; Insecta; Diptera; Drosophilidae
Exons: 1
Coding region: 14-565 (183 amino acids)
Source: RefSeq, marked reviewed
CAAAAGUCCCACAAUGCGUGCCUACAUUGCAAUUACCCUGCUGGCCCUGGUGGCAGUUGUCGUGGCCCAAGGGGGAGGCGGAAGACGUGGUGGACGCGGUGGCGGCGGAGGCGGUGGCCGAAGUCUUGGAGGAUUCGGAGGACGUGGAGGCGGUGGCUUCGGCGGUCGCGGUGGUCCUGGUGGUACUGGUGGCCCCGGUGGCUUCGGCGGACCUGGUCGCUUUGGAGGGCCUGGAGGACUUGGCGGUGGUGGAGGAUUCGGAGGUCCCGGCCGCUUUGGCGGUCCCGGAAGCUUCAAUGGUGGAUUCGGCGGUCCUGGCGGUUGGGGCCCACGUCCACGUCCUCGUCGCCCAAGACCUUGGUGGACGACAACGGAGAGUUCCUUGGCCGACACCAGCAGCACAACUAGCAGCUCCUCCAGCUCCACCGACAGCAGCUCCUCUGCCAGCUCCACUGAUAGCUCCACCGAUAGCUCCACCGAUAGCUCCACCGAUAGCUCUACCGAUAGCUCCACCGAUAGCUCCACUGAUAGCAGCUCCACGGAGAGCACUACUGGUUCGGGAUAGAUUCUGAGUCUCAAUUGCAGCGUAUUGAAAACUUUCUGGGAAAUGUAUGAAAAUAAAAUCUAAUUGGCACAUUGAAAC